UUUACUCGAGAAAAUUUCGUUAAUUGGUGCGAAGUAUAGUAUUUGUAAUGCUUUUAAAAGCAAUAUAUUUUUAAAAAUACUACUUGAAAUUAAACUAAAAGUGUUGCAAACUUUUCUAGAAAGUUCAAUUCUCAUAUUGAAAUAAUCUUGAAUGAUCAAAGAAUACUUUUAAGCAUCGAAAAAGCAUCAUAAAAAACGGAGCUCAUUAAGAAUUUGGAUUUCCGUCUGUCGUGUGAAGGACGAGCAAAAUCCGAGACAAAACAACGUCAGUGGUUAGCAGAGACUUGAGCAAAAUUUUCUCUUGCUUUAAUUACUAAAUAACAUUCGAUCGGAUUUUAGAGAAUGUCUGGCAGUGAGGAUGGACAACUUCAAAGUCCUGGCUAUGAUAAUUAUGUCUUAAGCGGUGAGGAGGAUGCAGACUCAUUGGACAUUAAACCACCUCAAGCGAACGUAAUACACCCACGUGAUUCCAGUGGUUCGAGGCGCAAGGAAAAGUCAUCCAAGGAGAAGAAACAUUCCAAAGAGAAGAAACAUCGCGGCGAAAGAGAACGGCUCGCCGCCCGUGAACGCGAGCCACGCGAGUAUGACAUACGAGAACCCCAUGGCAGGGAGCGCGAUAUGCGCAACGAUCGCGGCGGCGGAUUACGACCAGAGGAUAUGGAGCGCGGUCGAGAUCACCGACGAGGCGGCGGCGGCGGCGGCGGCAGCGGCGGCGAGCGUGAUGAAAUAUUACGUUAUCAUCAACGAGGUAGCGGCUAUGAACGCGAAGACGAACGUCGCUAUGCAAAGCACUAUGAACCACAUAACAAUGAAAUGCGUCGGAAUAGUGGUGGUAAUGGUGGUGGUUAUCAUCAACCAUAUCAGCAUCCACAUAUGCCACGUCAGAGGCAGCAGGAAUACUUUGAGCGCCCAUCUGGUGGCGGUGGUUACCAUCAUGGCAGUGCGGAAUAUUACAAUAAUCGACACCAACCACAACAGCAACAAUAUGGUGGCAGUGUUAAGCACUCUCAUGUGGAGUACAAUGACGUCAGUUAUGAGAUGCAGCGGGAGCGUCGGAAAUAUAAUUACGAUACGCAGAAUGAUUCUGAGAGUAUCGAACAAGAUUUGCGUUCUCGUUUGCUUAGUAAGAGGCACAAGUACGUUAAGGGCAGUAGCGGCGAAGUCAUCGAGCUGACGGAGAGCUAUGAAUCCACUUCGAAGAUACAACGCCAACGGUAUGUCGAUGGGGAGCGCAGUGAACGUUAUCGUCAUAAACGUGAGAAGGCGCGUGAGUCCGUCAUUGAGGUGCUUGACAGUCCGGAAGUUGCUGAAUUGGAAAACGCUACCGCAGAGGAAGAAGAUACGCACCGACAGAGGCGUAAACAUAAGCGCCGUAAUAAAGAGCGUGAAGUGGCGGUGCAACAGGAAAUUGUUGUGACGACGGAACGUGUAGAACGAGUCGAAAAGCGUAAAACACCCGACGACCCGGAGGUGUUGUCACGUCGAGAAAAGAUUUUGGCCAUAGAUCGGGAGAAGGAAAAGCGUAAAGAGCAGGCGCGUGAGGAACUGGAGGCACGACGACGCGCCAGAAAUGCACUCAGUCCAAGCGCAGUGGCAGCUUCCGUAACAGCUGGGCUAAACGUUAUGAAGCGCAAGAAAGAGGUUGAGGAGGUGGUUGCGAUAAAGAAGAAACGAUCAAAGAAGGUGAAGGCAUCAAAAGAGCACAGUGAUGAGGAAGAGGGGGAGGCGCCGGACAGCGAUGAUGAAGAUAAUGAUUUGGAUGAAAGCGAGGACGAGGAAACAGAUAGCGGUAGUGGUGAUAGUGAAAGUGACAGCGAGAACCAUUCUGAAAUGGAAGAUGCUGGCAUCCGUCAUGAAAAGCGCCAUCAUAAGCAUAGUAAAACAGAUCGGAAAAAGAAAAAGAAGAAACACCGUUCACAUAAGGCUCGGGAUAAUGGUGCUGAGGUUAACGAACGUGACGAAGACGAUAACGAUGAUCUCGAUGAUGAUGACUAUGAGGAAGAUGAUGAUUUGGACCUACCAGAAAGUCCGCUCUCCAUAGGUGAACUUUCUAAAUCACCACAGCGUGAGCAUCGUAUAAAAAAGCACAAGAAAAAGAAGAGCAAAAAACAUGUAGAGAACAAUGACGAAGAUGACGUUGAACAGCGUUCCAUGCGUUCACGUUCACGAUCCGCCCAUUCGCUAUCCCACUCUCGAUCACUUUCACGCUCCCGUUCUAAUGAGUCACCUCAGAAGAGCUCAGUCAGUUCUCGUUCGCGUUCCCGUUCAGGUUCCGGUGGCUCUUCACAUCGUCGUACAACGCGGUCACGUUCACAUUCGAGAACACAUUCGCGCUCACGCUCCAAUUCCCAUUUUGAUUCACGCUCAGAAUCCUCGCGCUCGCGUUCAAGGUCAUCCGGUUCACGCUCACGCUCCAGAACGCGCUCACGUUCGCGUUCAGAAGAGCGCGACAUGAAGUCUGCGCACAAAUCAGAUGCAGAAGCCACAGCGGCAGGAAGUAGGCGUCAGGCGGAAGCCGGUAGUCGUAAUGAUUCUCCUGCGCGCGAUGCUAAAGGCGCACCACUGCCAGACUACUUUCCAGGCAUACAAGGCUGCCGCUCUGUCGAAGAGUUUCAGUGUCUGAAUCGUAUUGAAGAGGGCACCUAUGGUGUGGUAUAUCGCGCCAAAGACAAACGUACCAACGAGAUAGUGGCACUGAAGCGCCUCAAAAUGGAAAAGGAGAAGGAAGGCUUUCCUAUAACCUCUUUACGUGAAAUCAAUACACUGCUUAAGGGCCAGCAUCCGAACAUUGUAACGGUGCGUGAAAUAGUUGUGGGCUCCAACAUGGAUAAAAUUUUCAUUGUUAUGGAUUAUGUGGAACAUGAUCUGAAAUCGUUGAUGGAGACGAUGAAGGCGCGUAAACAAUUCUUCCUGCCAGGUGAAGUCAAAUGUCUGGGACAACAGCUGUUGCGAGCGGUCGGACAUUUGCAUGAUAAUUGGAUUUUACAUCGCGAUUUAAAAACAUCCAAUUUGCUACUCUCGCACAAAGGCAUACUGAAAGUGGGUGAUUUCGGUUUGGCUCGAGAAUAUGGUUCGCCGCUAAAAAAUUACACAUCACUGGUUGUAACGCUAUGGUAUCGUGCACCCGAAUUGCUGCUCGGCACACCCGAAUACUCAACUCCCAUUGACAUCUGGUCGGUGGGUUGCAUUUUUGGCGAGUUCCUACAAAUGGCGCCGCUCUUUCCGGGCAAGACGGAAACAGAUGAGCUGAAUAAAAUAUUUAAGGAACUCGGCACACCAAACGAACGCAUUUGGCCCGGUUACAAGGAUUUACCCAUCGUCAAGAAUAUGUUAAGUCAAAAUUCACAGUUCGCCGAUUAUCCCGUUUCAAAUUUACGUAGGCGUUUCGCCGACAAAACCACCGAUUUGGGCAUUGAAAUGCUACAGGGCCUACUCACCUAUGAUCCCAAGAAAAGACUGACCGCUGAAGCGGCGCUUAAACACAGCUACUUCACCGAACUGCCACUGCCCAUCGAUCCAUCCAUGUUCCCCACUUGGCCGGCGAAAAGUGAAUUGGGCGCACGCAAAGCGCUCGCCUCAUCACCCAAACCGCCCUCUGGCGGCUCACAGUUUAAGCAGUUGGGUCGCGACGAGAUUAUUGUGGGCAGUAGUGGCGGCGGUAGCACGGCGGCUAGUAUUGCUGCAAACAACAGUAAAGUUAUAUCCGGUAUCAUAACGGGUAAUAAGAAAACCGCUUCUAACACCGGUUUUGUACUCAAUGCAGGCAUGGAUCAACGUCAACUGGCCAUGGGCCCUGGAUUCAAUUUGAAAUUUUAACCAGAAAGACAAUGGAAAAACUGCAACACACAUAAAUUACUCUUAGAGCCACCAUUUCAGUGUGUAUGGGUGGAAAUUAGGAUACCACUUCUUUUACAAAUAUUUUUUUAAUCAUUAAAGAUUUGUUCUAGUUAACCAUGAGCGCAAGCCCAUACUAAUUUUGCUAAAUUAUCACAUACAUAUAGCUCGUAAGCUACAGUCCAGAAGAAUUGUAAAAACCGUCAUUUGUUUUGAAUGUCCAUUGGUCACUCAAACCAAACAAUUUUACCAACCAAAAUACUAAGGAAUCCUUGAGAGCUUAAUAUUUAAUACAAUUACCAUUACCAUUAAAUAGGGAUUAUAAUAAAAUUAAAAAAUUAGAUAAAAAUGUACAAAUUACCCUCAUGCAUUGGCUGGCGUAGUCAUAUAAAGCGGUAAAAUUCAUCAUCAAAAGUAAAUGGCAUACAAAUAUAAAUACAACUUGUAUACAUAUGUAUAUCUACAGGUGGAUUUGUUCAAAUUUCAAAUUUGUGAUUUUCAAUUGGCGGUAAUCAUUCAAAAAUUAACCCAAUUCAAAAAUAAUUCAAUAGAAUAUAACUGUAAUUUUGGUAGAAUUAAGUGACUUUUGAAACAUAAAAAUGUUCUAGAUUUAUUAAGUACUUAGCUGCAGAGAGAAUGUAUUUAAAGAAGAGUGUUUAUAAGAAUGAAGACGCCUUUUGGUGGAAAAAGACCAAUAAGAGAAUACAAGCAUAUAAUUUUGAAACAAAAAA
Molecule: messenger RNA, 4565 nt
Organism: Ceratitis capitata (Mediterranean fruit fly)
Lineage: Eukaryota; Metazoa; Arthropoda; Insecta; Diptera; Tephritidae
Gene: Pitslre
Product: serine/threonine-protein kinase PITSLRE
Exons: 3
Coding region: 343-3816 (1157 amino acids)
Biological process (GO): regulation of mitotic cell cycle; protein phosphorylation
Cellular component (GO): nucleus
Molecular function (GO): cyclin-dependent protein serine/threonine kinase activity; ATP binding
Source: RefSeq, a predicted model, not a curated record